Mercurialis annua (annual mercury) is the source of this 925-nucleotide messenger RNA. Its product is annotated as probable transmembrane ascorbate ferrireductase 3. Gene Ontology annotation, molecular function: oxidoreductase activity. Lineage: Eukaryota; Viridiplantae; Streptophyta; Magnoliopsida; Malpighiales; Euphorbiaceae. The transcript is spliced from 4 exons. The coding region runs from base 114 to 791 and encodes 225 amino acids. The record is from RefSeq and is a predicted model, not a curated record.
GAUUACAACAAUAAUUGAGCUCAUCAUCUUCAUCAAAUACCUUAUUAUAUAAGUCCAAUUAAUACUAUUUUUUUCUUCUACGCCGACUUCGACUUCCACAAAUUCGAUCGACAAUGGAUGAGAGCCUCCCGUACAAGCGAUCGGCCUCUCGUCUGACCAUAGCCGCCCAUUUAUUCGGCGUCUUGGCUUUGAUUCUUAUGCUUAUUUGGUUGGUGCAUUUUCGUGGAGGCAUUGAGUAUGGUUCUUACAACGUUGAUCGUGUUUUCAAUGUUCAUCCAUUUAUGAUGUACUGUGGAUUCAUAUUUCUUGCUGGUGAAGCAAUGAUGAUGUACAAGACAAUACCAUCAAACAACAAUUUACAGAGACACAAAGUGCAGAAAAUAGUUCACAUGAUUUUGCAUUUAUUGGCUUUAGUUUUUGGAAUAGUUGGGAUUUCAGCUGUUUUCAAGUUUCAUGACAUGAUUAAUGCUGAGGAUGUUUAUAGCUUGCAUUCUUGGAUUGGAAUUCUCACCAUUUCCUUAUUUUGCUUGCAGUGGCUAUUCGGAAUAUUUUCAUUUAUGGUUCCACAACCUUCAAUAACAAGGCAAAGAAUGCUCCCAUGGCAUAUAUGUGGAGGUAGAAUACUGUUAUUCAUGGCAGUAUGUGCUGCUCUAACUGGUUUGAUGGAGAAAUCUACAUUUUUGCAGCAAAGACAUAAUUCUGAAAAUCGUUUGAUGAAUUUUACUGGAUUAUUUAUCCUUCUUUUCGCUAUUUUCGUCGAUCUCACCGUCGUUCUUGCCCGUUAUGUCUGAUUUUAUUUAUCAGUUUCAUGAUGAUUUUAUGUAUAUUAUUUUUGGUUCAAUUUUUUGUGAAUUGAUUCGUACUUUAUCUAUUGGAUUUAUGUUGUAAUGGAUAAUAAUAAUAAAAAGACUAUUGUUUACUUGUA